This is a messenger RNA of Drosophila hydei, 3876 nucleotides long. RefSeq names its product tubulin-specific chaperone D (gene TBCD). The record is from RefSeq and is a predicted model, not a curated record. Gene Ontology annotation, cellular component: lateral plasma membrane. The transcript has 4 exons. Gene Ontology annotation, molecular function: GTPase activator activity; beta-tubulin binding. Bases 121 to 3687 code for a protein of 1188 amino acids. NCBI's taxonomy places the organism in Eukaryota, Metazoa, Arthropoda, Insecta, Diptera, Drosophilidae. Gene Ontology annotation, biological process: adherens junction assembly; tubulin complex assembly; post-chaperonin tubulin folding pathway.
UGUUUGCGAAACAGCAAGAACGAAACAGAAACAAAGUGAAAGAAACAAUACUUUAAGUUAGACUUGCUUUCCUUGUCCGGCUGUUGAAAUAAAUUACAAUUUAAUUACAAAAACAAAACGAUGCAGCAAAACGACGAAGUCAAGGAUGAUGAUUUGCCUGCGAAUACGCUGGAGCACUUUGCCGAACUGGACCAAGUACUCGCCCUUAUAGAAAAUAUGAAGUCAAUACAAGCGAACGCCUUUGAACGUGAAUUUGAACAAUACACAGAGGUGCUCUCUCGCUACCAGGAGCAACCGCACCUGCUUGAUCCCCAUCUGGAGCUUCUGUUGACGCGGCUGUUAAACAGGAUCAGACAGGCAAACUUAGAAGCUGGGGAACGCGAUGCAGCUUUUAAGUAUUUGUAUGUGAUUUGCAAAGUUCGCACAUAUAAAGUUUUGGUUAAAUUCAUGCCUCAUGAAUUGACCGAUUUAGAAUUUGUACUGCAACUGCUUAGCGAACAGGAUCCCAAGAAGUUUAGCAACUGGGAGACACGCUAUAUGCUUCUACUCUGGAUGUCAAUAUUGGUACUGAAUCCCUUUCAUAUGUCUCGACUGGAUGCGUAUGAAGAAGCUGCUCCUCUGUCUCUUAACAAUUGUAAUCAUGAUGGUCCACGGACUCCCGCAGUCAUUCCCAAAAUGGAACGCAUCUAUGAGCUGUGUAAGCUAUAUUCCUCUUCGAAUGACACCUGCAGCAAUAUGGCUGCCUACUUGUCCGCCAAGUACUUUGUACGCAAUGACAUAAAGGAUUUGUAUUUGGAGCGAUUUCUCGACUGGAUCAUUGAGCAGCAUCAAGCGGACACAUUACAGGUGAAGUUUGGUCAGCUGGCUGCCGUUGCAUCUAUAUUAAAGCAUGGCAAACGAGAGGACCUACUGCCCUAUGCGGACAAGCUUCUCCAAUGGAUCGUAGGAUGCCAGUACAAGGAUGUCAAUGAUUUUCUUAAAUAUAAAUACUACAUAAAGAUUGUGCAGCGACUGGGAUUGGUGCAGCUAAAACCGCGCAUCGCCAGCUGGCGUUACAAAAGAGGCACUCGCUCGCUGGCAAGCAAUUUAGCUCGUCAAUCAAACGCUGCGGGAGAUUCCUCAGCUGGUCAGGCCAAACCCGAGGAUGAUUCCUCUGCCGAGGAGAUCGUAGUGCCCGAUGCUAUUGAGGAGGUCAUAGAGGAGCUUCUCCAAGCUCUGCGCAGUGGCGGCAAUGAUAUACGAUGGAGUGCAGCCAAGGGUUUAGGUCGUGUUACCAAUCGCUUGCCCAAGGAGCUGGCUGAUGAGGUAAUUGGCUCUGUUAUAGACAUACUCAAUCCUCUGGAGCCACAUGAGGCUUGGCACGGCGGUUGCCUUGCCCUAGCAGAGUUAGCCAAGAGAGGCUUACUCCUGCCUUAUCGUUUGCACGAACUUGUGCCGCUGCUGAUGCAGGCGCUCUUCUAUGACGAGAUGAAGGGGUACAUGUCUGUAGGCCAGCACAUUCGAGAUGCUGCCUGCUACAUGUGCUGGGCUUUUGCUCGUGCCUACAAUCCGGACGAUCUAAAACCAUUUGUUCAUCAAAUCUCAUCUGGGUUGCUCACUGUGGCCGUGUUCGAUAGGGAAAUCAACUGCAGACGCGCUGCUUCGGCUGCUUUUCAAGAGAGCGUUGGACGCUUGGGCAAUUUUCCAUAUGGCAUUGAGAUAUCCACAACUACGGACUUUUAUUCCGUCGGCAUUCGACAGAAUUCAUAUUUAUCUAUUAGUGAUUUUAUUGCACAAUUUGAGGAAUAUCGCCAGCCUCUUAUAGAUCAUCUAGUGCAGCGCAAAGUUGGCCACUGGGAUUCAGCUAUAAGAGAGCUUACAGCCAAGGCGCUGCACAAGCUCACCUAUCGAGCCCCCGAGUAUAUGGCAGCUGUUGUCCUGCCUCAACUCCUGGCUAAAACGGAGACAAUCGAUGUGAAUGCAAGGCAUGGCUGCGUAUUGGCUAUGGGCGAGAUAACGUUGGCUUUAAGGAAUCUGGAAAGGGCGCCAGAUUCUAAAGUUGUUUACCUAUCCAAUCAGCGCAUUGCUGAGUUAAAUGAUCUCGUUAAAACUUUUCUGGACCGCAACUUCUAUCGAGGCAUGAGCGGCGAAUUGAUGAAGUUCUGUACUUCAAACUUUAUACGUAAUUGCAGCGUGGCUCAGCUGCCUGUUAACUCGGAUUGUCUUGCCAGCUGGCAGCACGUCAUUGACCUGUGCCUAAUCACCAAAACGAACAAUAUACGCGAUGCUGCUGUCGAGGCUUUUGCGGACCUGUGCCUCUCCUUUUACUGCUUGGAAUCGCGUUCAGCUCAGAACGAGCGCAUUAUCCAGGCUUACCUAAGAGGGGCUGACAACGAUCUAGAAGAGCAUAUGCGCAUGGGUUAUAUUGCUGCAUUGGGCGUGCUGCCUGCCUUUAUACUGCGACAGCACUUAACUUCCAUUGUGGAUAAUUUAGUAAAGCAUGCUCUGGUGCCUCACUGCGCAUACGAAGAUCACGAAUCGGGGCAGACCUACAGAUGGAGCGAGGCGCGCACUCACAGCGUUCAAGCGCUGAGCAAAGUGGUUAAAACUGUUGGAUACGAUUCGUCCUUAUCGUGUUCAUUUGCGGACCGGCUGCACUUUGAUAAAGUGGUUCAAUGUCUGUUACGAGCUCUGGAUGAAUAUACUUUGGAUAAUCGUGGAGAUAUUGGUGCUUGGGUGCGCGAGGCUGCGAUGCAGGCACUCUACGAAUUGGUUACAGAGUGUCCAGCAGAUCUAUUAACGCCACUACAUGUGCAACAAAUUGUGGUUGGUUUUAUGCAGCAGUCAGUGGAGAAAAUUGAUCGUACUCGCGGCUUAGCUGGACGUCUUUGUUGUCAGUUGAUCCACACAGAGCCCGCCAUACCUCACAUAUGUGACCAUCAGCGAUUGCUCGAGAUCUUUCCGAAGGAUGAGAAGUCCGUGUUAUGGCUUUUUGCCGAUCAAACAUUCCCGUUAUUCUGCGAACUGCUGGCCUUGCCGGCCUAUUCGAAGCGCGUUCUACUCGGGCUUUCAGCCAGCAUAGGACAGUUGACUGAAUCUCUGAUCAAAUACUCUUCUUCUGCACUGUUCCAAUUUUUGCGUUCCCAUCAGGAGAUGGUGCCACGUCUCUGCUCAGAGAUUGUUGAGAUCUUUGAAAGCCAUCUUCUGAACGAGCGUGUGACCUAUCCCAUGCUCAGCUUCUUGGAUAUUCUACUCGGCUCGGGCAGCAUUGAGUCGGUUUUGCACGAUGAGGAUAAUCCCUUUGCUGAGGAUAUUUAUCGCCUACUUAACCUGGAGGUCAAGGGCUAUAGGAAGCUGUAUAAGACAGCAACCAGUAUUAGCACUUUUUGUCAGUUGCUUCAAGUUCCUCGGCUUAGCAAAAGAGUACUUUCCAAAAUCUCCAUAUUUCUCGGUCUACAACAUGUGCACGUACGCAAGACGGCAGCAACUAAGUUGUACGAAGCGCUGGCGCUUCACGGCGAUGUCACUGAAAUACCCGAAGAAAAUAUGGAUGAGAUUUUGUCUCUGCUGUCGGAAACGGAUUGGACUAUGCCUUUGGUUGAGGUGCGACCGUUACGAAAUGAGCUUUGCAAUUUGAUGGGUAUUAAACCACCGGUUAGUGGCGCAGCUGCUGCUGCCAACAAGAUGGAAAUUGUGGCUGACAAAUAAGAUAAAAAGCAUACUAAUGUACUUUGACGUAUCCGUCAAAAAAUAAUUUAUUGCCUUUCACAAAAUAAAAUUUAGAUUCAAAUUCCAAAUGCGAAAUUGUCAUACGACGUUAGGCAGUGUUGAUAAACGUGGAUACAAUACACAACUAUGUGAUUUAUCCGAGUGAGAUCGAAAUUUAAGAAUGUUUGG